GUAUUGUCAUCUGUGAUCCCUGCACAGCUCCAGAGGGUGGCACAGAGGGUGCUUCACAGGCUUUUCCACACAAGAAGCUGUUUGUUUGUUGUCCUGCACAUAGUCUUGCAAGCUGCAGUGUAUGUGGAAUACACCUGGGAAGUGUUUGUGUACUGCUGGGAGCUGCAGUUUCACCUCCUCGUCCUCCUCCUGCCCUACCUGCUGCUGGCUGGGAAUGUGGGCUGCUUCAUCCUUUGCUCCCGGGCCAAUCCUGGUAUAAUAACUAAAUCAAAUCAUGCAUCUUUGGUUAAGAUUUAUGCAUACGAUGGGGUAUUAUUUCAGAGGGGCAACGUGUGUCCUACGUGUGACUUGGAGAAGCCAGCCAGGUCAAAACAUUGCAGUUUCUGCACUACAUGUGUGCAUCGGUUUGAUCACCACUGUGUGUGGGUCAACAACUGCAUUGGUGCCUCCAAUGCCAAGUACUUCUUCCUUUACCUUUUCACACUGACUGCCAUGGCAGCAACCACUGCAGCCAUCUCAGCAGCAUUCCUUAUCCAAGUGGUGCUGCUCUCAGGCAUGAUGCAUGGGAGUUACAUUGAUGACCAAGGGCAGGAGCGUGCUGUCGACAUUCUCUUCCUCAUUCAGCACCUUUUCUUGACUUUCCCUAGGAUUGUCUUCAUGCUUGGCUUUGUUAUUCUCCUCACACUGGUUCUGGCUGCAUACUGCUGUUUCAAUCUCUAUUUGGCCUUAACCAACCAAACUUCCAAUGAAUGGUUUAAAUCCAGAAGACAUGAGUGUUGCCACCAUCCAACACUGCAGCCUCCUGACAGACAAGUUGUCUACAAGAACAUUUAUUCUAAGGGAGUCUGGAGGAAUUUGAUGGAAAUCUUCAAGCCUCCUGCAGUGCUGGAGAGCAAGAAGAAAACAUGA
This is a messenger RNA of Nestor notabilis (Kea), 909 nucleotides long. RefSeq names its product zinc finger, DHHC-type containing 4 (gene ZDHHC4). Gene Ontology annotation, cellular component: endoplasmic reticulum; Golgi apparatus. Gene Ontology annotation, biological process: protein targeting to membrane; peptidyl-L-cysteine S-palmitoylation. Gene Ontology annotation, molecular function: protein-cysteine S-palmitoyltransferase activity. The annotation marks the transcript as partial. The transcript has 5 exons. NCBI's taxonomy places the organism in Eukaryota, Metazoa, Chordata, Aves, Psittaciformes, Psittacidae. The record is from RefSeq and is a predicted model, not a curated record.